GAUUUGGCCCACAUUGACGGCUCUACUCAUAUUUAAAUAGCAAUGGGCCAAACGAGCCCAGUACUAAAUCUGGCCCAAUAGCCCACAACUCUUACAACAAAACCCUAGUCUCUCCAUAUAUAUAAUAAAAACCCUAGUCUUUCAGUAUUAUUAUUCACAGUGAGAAGAACUACGUCGUCCAACAAUGUCGAAGCGAGGACGUGGAGGUUCCGCCGGGAACAAGUUCAGGAUGUCGUUGGGUCUGCCGGUGGCAGCAACUGUUAACUGUGCGGACAACACUGGUGCGAAGAACCUGUACAUCAUUUCAGUGAAGGGUAUUGGGGCAAGGCUUAACAGGUUGCCUUCAGCUUGUGUGGGUGAUAUGGUCAUGGCUACUGUCAAGAAGGGUAAGCCUGAUCUCAGGAAGAAGGUUAUGCCUGCUGUCAUUGUUCGUCAGCGCAAGCCGUGGCGGCGAAAGGAUGGUGUUUUCAUGUACUUUGAAGAUAAUGCUGGUGUAAUUGUGAACCCCAAGGGUGAAAUGAAGGGUUCUGCCAUUACUGGUCCUAUUGGAAAAGAGUGUGCUGAUCUAUGGCCCAGGAUUGCAAGUGCUGCCAACGCCAUCGUCUAAGUUUUUAAAUUUGUGUUUUGCUGAUAGUUUUCGUUUUGAAUUUUUUGGAUCUCUGAGUUACCUUUGUCUUGGUAGGAACUAUUACUGCAUCUGGCUAUGAGAAUUGUGCUGUACUGCAAAGUUUUUCAUCUAUGUAGAAGUGCAUUACUAUUUCAGUUUC
Capsicum annuum is the source of this 767-nucleotide messenger RNA. Its product is annotated as 60S ribosomal protein L23. The coding region runs from base 185 to 607 and encodes 140 amino acids. The record is from RefSeq and is a predicted model, not a curated record. The transcript is spliced from 4 exons. Gene Ontology annotation, cellular component: ribosome; cytosolic large ribosomal subunit. NCBI's taxonomy places the organism in Eukaryota, Viridiplantae, Streptophyta, Magnoliopsida, Solanales, Solanaceae. Gene Ontology annotation, biological process: translation. Gene Ontology annotation, molecular function: large ribosomal subunit rRNA binding; structural constituent of ribosome.